CCCACGUGCCAGGCGCGCGCGGCGCCGAGCCUUCUGGGAGGCUCUCGCGGGGGCGCCGGGACGGGACCUCUGGGGCGCAGACGCCCGACGCCACUGACGCGGUGGGCAGCAGCGCGCUCGCGGGAGCUCCACGGGACUGAGGCGCCCAGCCCGCUGCCGCGUCUCCCCGGGGCGACCCCACACCUGCCGCUGCGUCUCCUCAGGGCCCCGUCGGGGUGCCCGGCGCUCGCCCAGCUGGCGGCCCUGAAGCCCGGCGGCGGAGGCGGCGGCGGCGGCGGCGGCGGCGGCGGCUGGUGCGCUCAGCUGCGGGGCCGCGGGCCGGGGGGCGUGGCGAGGCCGCCCCGCUCGAGUUUCUCCCCCGCGGCGGCGGCGCUGGGUCGCUUUCGCUUUCGUUUCCCGCUGGCGUCCCCGCUCAGCUGGAGCUGCGGCCCGCGCUCCGACGGCCCGCGCGCCCCCGCCGCCUUGGCCGUGGCCGCCGCCGCCGUCGCGGCCAUGGCGCAGGCCGCCGCGCUGGCUGAGGUGACCCAGACGCUGUGCGCGGCGGGCGGCGCCCUGGAGCUGGACGAGCUGCGGCGCCGCGUGCGGGACGGCGUGGCCUCCGACGUGCUGGAGCGCCUGCUGCGGGAUCGCGGCCGCCUGGUGGUGGCGCGGCGGGCGGGCGCCGGGGGCGCCGAGCGCGUGGUGGUGGCGGCGUCGGCGCUGCGCCUGUGCCGCGCCCCGCCCGCCUCCCCGGGGCCCCCCAAGGCCGAGUGCGCCGCGGGCUCCUGCGGGCAGCUGCACCUCUGCAAGUUCAUGGUCUACGGCGCCUGCAAGUUCCUGCGCGCCGGAAAGCACUGUAGGAACAAUCACAACCUGACGACCAGCCACAAUCUGAGCGUUCUGAGGACCCAUGGCGUCGACCACCUCAGCUACAGCGAGCUCUGUCAACUGCUGUUUCAGAACGACCCCUGGCUUUUGCCUGAGGUCUGCCUUCAUUACAACAAAGGCGACGGGCCCUACGGCUCCUGCACCUUUCAGAAGCAAUGUAUCAAACUCCACCUCUGCCAGUAUUUCUUACAGGGGGAAUGCAAGUUUGGUGCCAGCUGUAAGAGAUGUCAUGACUUCUCCAGUGCGGAGAAUCUGGGGAAGCUUGAGAAGCUGGGCAUGAGCUCCGAGCUGGUGAGCAGGCUGCCUUCCAUUUACCGCAAUGCUCAUGACAUUAAGAACCGGAACUCUUCCCCUAGCAAAGACCAGCCUCCAGGCCCUCAGGGGACUUCAGAAAGAAGAGACAGCUCAGGUUCUGCAACCCCAAACACAACUAGCCAAGAGGAUGCUGAUCAAAUCUGUUUGUACCACAUCCGGAAAAGCUGUAGCUUUCAAGAUAAAUGUAAUAAAGUUCAUUUUCACUUGCCAUACCGUUGGCAGUUUUUGGAUGGAGGCAAGUGGAAGGAUUUGGACAAGAUGGAGAUUAUUGAAGAGGCGUAUAGCAAUCCCAGAAAAGACAGGAUCCUGUGUGCCGAGUCAGCGAGUACAUUCCGCUUUGACUAUCUGGACUUUGACACCAUGACAUUUGGCGUCACCCGGGCUCGCCGCCUCUCCACAGCCUCCUCGGCCACCAAGCCCCCACACUUCAUCCUCACCACCGAGUGGGUCUGGUACUGGACUGAUGAGUUUGGUUCUUGGCAGGAGUAUGGAAAACAGGGUGUGGAGCACCCGGUGACCUCCAUCAGCAGCAGCGACCUGGAGAAGGCCUACCUGAUGUUCUGUACCCCCGGCUCUGACGCACAGGCGGCCACCCUGAAAUUCCAGGCUGGGAAGCAGAACUAUGAGAUCGACUUCAAAGGUUUUGUUCAGAAAAACUUGCACUAUGGCACAGUCAGGAAGAUUUGCCGGAGACCCAAAUUUGUGUCUCCCCAUGAUGUGAAGGUGAAGCAGACCUGCGGUGUCAAGCUCCCAGGCCCCAAAAGUAUCCCAGACUAUUGGGACCUCUCAGCCCUGCCAGAUCCCGGCUUUAAGAAGGUGGUUCUCAGCCCUACCUCAGAGGAGUACCAUAAGGUCUGGGUCCACUUCAACAACACACUGCCUUACUACUCUGUCCAGAAGAUCGAGCGAGUCCAGAACCUGGCGCUGUGGGAAGUCUACCAGUGGCAAAAAGCACAGAUGCAGAAGAGAAAUGGAGGCAAAAUGGUGGAUGAGAGGCAGCUGUUUCAUGGCACCAGCGCCAGUUUUGUGGAUGCCAUCUGCCAGCAGAACUUCGACUGGCGGGUCUGUGGGCUUCACGGCACUUCCUAUGGCAAGGGUAGCUACUUUGCGAGAGACGCGGCGUAUUCCCACCACUACUGCAAGUCCGACAUGAAGUCCUACACCAUGUUCCUGGCUCGUGUGCUGGUAGGCGACUUCGUCCGGGGUAAUGCCACCUUUGUGCGCCCCCCGGCCAAAGAGGGCCAGGGCAACCUUUUCUAUGACAGCUGUGUCAACAGCAUGUCCGACCCCUCCAUCUUCGUGGUCUUCGAGAAGCACCAGGUGUACCCGGAGUACGUCAUCCAGUACUCACCCCUCACGUCCUCGGCCGCGGUCUCCACCCAGCUGACGGCUGUGCCCUCGUCCGGCAUGCUCUCCUUCUCCUCCCUGGCCUCCUUCUUCGGGAGCAGCCGCCAGUGAGCUCAGGCUGCCAGGCUGCAGUAGCCCUUCUCAGGCUUAUCUUUCUUUAGGUAGUUUAGGGAAGUUCUGUUUUGUUUUUUUUUAAACAAGCUUUUAAUGAACUGUUUAAUGUUGACUCCUGAAUGAAGUCACUGUCUUAAUCUCUCACCGACAACAGUUUUAAGGCGCUUUGGACGCCCACCUGGGAACUACCCCAGAGUGAUGUUAGGUGAGCUUGUUCACUGCUUUUAUUGUAUGUUACUGUUUUAUCUUUACUUAGUGGCUUUGGUGCCAGGCACAGGGCUUCCAGGUACAAUUUUAUGGAUUGGUUUUUAAUUUUGAGGAGUGUCUCCAGUGAUUGGGUUUUUGGAGGUGUCCAUGGGCUCUUGUUUUAUUUUUUUGUUUGAAUGACUCCAUGGCCAACCCCAUGGGGUUUGCUCUGACUCGAGUCCAGGGAGCUCUGGUGCCUCCCUGGGCUCCUGGCCCUGGAAUCAGCUGUGUGUCCUCAUCAGAGCAAGUGGCCAGUGUUGGGUCCCUGUUCUGAGUCCCUGCUUUCUUUCACCCUGCAGCAGGCAUCCUGCCACCCAGGCUAGCAUGUUCAUUUGGCAGGUGACAGGAGUGGUGCGGUCUGUGCAUGCUCAUGUCCACACCAUGUUGGCACACUGGAUACCCUCCAAAUACAGAUUUUAUGUCCCCAUGAAAUUUGAAGACUUGUACUGCAAAUGUCACAAGUUUGGAAAUAAAAGAAUAUUUAUGUGACAA
Molecule: messenger RNA, 3381 nt
Organism: Erinaceus europaeus (western European hedgehog)
Lineage: Eukaryota; Metazoa; Chordata; Mammalia; Eulipotyphla; Erinaceidae
Gene: PARP12
Product: poly(ADP-ribose) polymerase family member 12
Exons: 12
Coding region: 493-2640 (715 amino acids)
Molecular function (GO): NAD+ poly-ADP-ribosyltransferase activity; metal ion binding
Source: RefSeq, a predicted model, not a curated record